Messenger RNA from Cajanus cajan (pigeon pea), 597 nucleotides. Lineage: Eukaryota; Viridiplantae; Streptophyta; Magnoliopsida; Fabales; Fabaceae. The record is from RefSeq and is a predicted model, not a curated record.
AUUUUUUGUUCAUCUUCUUCUUUCUUUGUUUCUUCCGGCACGUUGCGAACACCAAGUGGUUCAGAUUCACACUCCAUAGACACAACCAGCACCUUUGGCAUGAUACAGGUUAGCAAAUAUGAGUGAAGAGUCUGAUUCUAAAGUAGAGUUAGAGGCUAUGGAUCUCUUGAAUCAGUUGGAGGAUAUCCUCGAAUCUGAUGCUCUAAUUGACGAGUUGGGAUUUAUUCAUCCAUCCCAAUUUGCCUUGCUAAAUGAAGAAUCAGACAUUUCGUCUAAUUUAUCUGAUGGGGCUAUGAAUCAAUCAGCAGACAGGGUAGCAAGCUCUGAGGAAUCUUCCAAACCAAAAAACCUAUAUUUCUGGCACAGAGAUCAUAAAUUGGGAAUUUCAACUAAUGUUAUUCUACCGCUAUAUAGAGCUGCUAAACAUGUGUUUAUGACUACAAUCAAAGAAUACAAGAUGUGUGACAAUCAAUCUGACAAAUUUGGAAAUUGUUUAACUGCUUCCUCUUCUUGUGACCAUCUUGAAAGUAUACUUCUGAGACACAGCAAGUCUCUUCUACUGCUAAGCUGUGAUUUUAUGACUGCUUGGAAUCACAG